AUGUGGUCCGAGGUGGAUUAUCACCCUGGCAAGGGAAUCCCGACCUGCCUAACCUGCCUGGUCAACCAGAGCUGUUACUCCGCCCUCUCAGGUAACCAAGGAAACAGGGUUUCCACACCUUCCAUAGCCCUGACCCAGACUAGAUCUCUAUACCUGCACACACGCGCCUUUUCCUGCGCUUUGAUUCCCUCUCUGCUGGGAGGGCGGGCACAACCUGGUCGCCGGAGUGACGCGCUGAGAAUCUCAGCCAAUGAGAGGAAGAAGGCGGGACCAGUGCAGAGGGGCGGGCCCUGUGCAGCUUCUCCCAGUGACUCUGCUUCUAAAAGCACCAAGUCUCUUGUUUCUAAUGAAUUUGAGCGUAUCAACAUGUUCUGGGGCCUGUUUUUAAAUGUCUGUUUUAUUUCUCAUUGCAAGUUUGCUUCUAGCCAUAUAAAGGAGGGCCUGAUCAUGGAGCAGGACCCAGAGAGCCGAGACUCUAUCAAGAACUUUACCACUGACUAUAAGAUCAUAAGAACCCUGGGAAGGGGACGAUUUUCAGUCGUAAAAAUGGCCUACCACGUCCCAACCCUCACCUGUGUAGCUAUAAAAGUUCUCAAGAACACCAAGAAGUGCUCCUCAGUGAUGAGCAGGGAAGUUGACAUUCUAAAGUCCCUGGGCCAUCCUCAUAUCAUCAAGGUGGUCGAAGUGGUCCAGACAAGAGAGGCCACCCACCUGGUCAUGGAGCAUGCCUCUCAGGGAGACCUACUGGACCGAAUCCGGGAAUGUGGAUAUUUAAAAUCGUGGGAGGCCCGAAGAAUGUUUAGACAGAUAUUAGAGGCAGUACAAUUCUGCCAUGACAAUAAUAUUGUCCACCGAGACAUAAAGGCCAACAACAUUUUGAUAGACGGAAGGUGGAAUGCCAAGCUCUGUGAUUUUGGCCUAGCUGCUAAAACACUUCCUGGGCAGAAGCUGAUUGAUUUCUGUGGCACGCUGCCAUACUGUGCGCCAGAAUUCUUUGAAGCUGAGGAAUAUGAGGGCCGCCCAUUUGACGUAUGGAGUGUAGGUGUCCUCCUCUUCUUCAUGGUGACUGGGCACUUGCCUUUCCUAGGCAAGUCAUUUGCAGAGGUGAGGAGACAAAUCAGUUCAGCCAAUUUCAGCAUUCCGCCUCACGUUGCCAACGAUAUUUUCAAUGUUAUAGUGGAAAUGCUGAUGAUAAAUCCCAGCAGGAGGCCCAGCAUCCAGCAAAUUAUGAUGCGCCCCAUGAUCAAAGACAGCCAGGCCUACUCACCACCGACAUCCAUACAGACGUUCACAGGAACACCAAGCCCUAGCACCAUCAAAGCCAUGAGAGUCAUGAGGCAUACACCUGAGAAAAGCACUGAGUCUCUGAUAGACCCAAAUAUCAACGAGGUGCUGGCAACAUACUUGAUUCAACAGCACAAGCCACUCAGGAAAGUCUGCACACACCACCAAGUGGAGCCAGAGAACAUGGUCUUCAUCAUGAAGUAG
Molecule: messenger RNA, 1488 nt
Organism: Rattus norvegicus (Norway rat)
Lineage: Eukaryota; Metazoa; Chordata; Mammalia; Rodentia; Muridae
Source: RefSeq, a predicted model, not a curated record